AUGGCAUCCCUUGGGUCCCAUGCCCCCGAGAAUCUCAACACAGACCAGCUCAGCGUCGCGCUGCUCUCAGGGAAGGUAGAACUCGAGAACCUCCCCCUGAAGAAGGACGCGCUCCGGCACCUGGGGCUGCCGGUGGAGGUCCGGGCCGGCUUCAUCGGCAAGGUUCAGCUACAGGUCCCCGUGAGGCAGAUCCGCUCCGCGCCGUGGCUGAUUGCUAUUGAGAAGCUGUACCUUGUUGCGGCGCCUGUCAACUUGGAUGAGUGGGACAGCGCAACCGAAGCGCACUAUGCGCACGAACGCAAGGUCGCGCUACUGGACGCCUUGGAAGCGCAAUGGCGCGCGGCGCAAGAGGCUAUGUCGGCAGACGCGUCUUACUACGCAGCGUCUUAUUCCUCCUGGCUGAGCUAUGGGACUGGCUUCCUGGCCAACAUCGUGGAGAACCUUCAGUUAAAACUCCACGACGUCCACAUCCGCUAUGAGGAUGCCGUGACCUGUUCCCCUCGCGCCUUCGCUUGCGGUCUCACCGCCGCCGCGCUAUCCGCCGAAUCCUGCGACGCGAACUGGAAGAGAGGCUUUACAUUACUACCAGCCACUGGCGAUGGCUGUUCCUUUAAGCUACUAGAGUUGCAGAGGCUGGCGGUCUACUGGGAUGUGAUGCCGCCAAAUGAGAUGAUGGCAGAUUGCUCCAUGUCUGAGCUAACGGAACGUAUGUCCCAAACCUGGCUGGGCACCCAUCAAUGGCUGUUAGCGCCAGCGACGGCCACAGCGCGCGUGCGUCGCGAGCGAACUGAGCAGCCGCUGCGCUCGCGCACGCGGCCGAGACUUACUGCGCACCUCACGUUAGACACCGUGCUUCUCAAUCUGACACAGAGGCAGUACAGCGAAGCAGUAGGUUGCUCACUAGGCCUGGAGCGCGUGGGGCGCCUGCGCGAGUUCCGCGCGCUCCGGCCCGCCGUGCCGGUGCGGCAGGCCGCGCGCGUCUGGUGGCUGUACGCGCUCAAGUGCCACUACCCCGAGCACACCUGGAUGGAGCCAGCUCCAACUUGGGGGUCCUGCUUGGCGCAGGCGCGGGCGGCGCGGCAGUACGUAGAGAUCUGCCUCAGCCUGCUGGCCAACCCCGCCGCCACGUUGCCGCCGGAUAAGAAGGCGGCCAAGGACGAGUUCGAGUGGAAGACUCCGCUGCAUCUACUCAAGCCGCUCAGAGAGAUUGCAAUGCGGAAAGUCCCCCACGCGACCCCAGUGUCGACCCCCGACAAGCCCGGCGCCUCCGGGCGCUCCAUGCUGGUGCAGUGGUUCCCGCAGUGGUGGGGCUGGUACAGCGCGCCCGCGCCAGACCCGGCCGGCCCCGACCCGCAGGGCGCCCCGCGCCAUACAGUCCCCCCCUGCGCCGACUUGGAGGAGGAGAUAUUGGACGUGAUCGCGGACUCGCUGGAGAACAAUACGAUGUUGAAGAGGGACACGGUGUUUGGCAAGUUUGAGUUCGUGCUCAAUAAGGGCUGUCUGAAUUUGUGUAUGGAAUCGGAGGCGGAGAAUAAAGAACCAUCAUCCCCCGGCUCCGAAGCCGCCGUAGGCUUAGAACUACAGUUCAGCGCCGUCGCCGUGGGCCUGGAGUCCCGCGUGCGCGCCGGCUCCCACGCCCUCCACGUGUCUCUAGGCGGAGUGUCGCUUAGAGAACGAAUCACACCGGGGUCACUGUUCCCCGUAUUAGUGGCCCCUGCACCGCUUGGUACAAGAAGUAGUGUGGGAAGACAGACUGAGCAGGAACCGCUCUUCCAACUGCUGUAUGAGAAAAGGCCUUUUGGACUGAAUGCGGAUUAUAAGUUGUGGGUGAAGUCGGCGCCGCUGGAGGUGGUGUACUGCUCGGCGGCGGCGCGCUGGGCGCAGCAGUUCGCGGCCGAGCCCUGGGGCUCCGCGCGCCCGUACGUGGCCGUGCGCGACCACACGCGCGCCAAGCUCAUCACGCAGUGGGAGCACAUGCUGCACCCCAGUGUGGGGGAGCGAAGAUCCUGGCAAGUGGAACUGGAUAUCUCAGCACCUCAGAUUUUAUUCGUCGAAUCGCUGACGGACCGAGAUUCGUCAGUACUAGUGUUGGACUUCGGUCGGCUUCGGCUGGCGAACGCAGACGCGAUAGAACCUGUGCCGGAUAGCGGGAGCGUGGAUGACGAAGAAAUGUUUAUGACUCCAUGCUCAACGCCACCUGGCAGUCUACUGUCGCCCGCGUCACCACCGGAACCGCCGGCAUUAACUCCUGCACAGCCCGCGCUACUAGCUAUGCGACUACACAACAGAUUAUACGAUAGAUACACGAUAGAGUUCAGCGACCUUCAGAUCCUGGUGGGACGAGCGCGGGACAACUGGAAGUACGCGCACGCGAAAACCACGUCGUCCCUGCAUCUGUUGGACAGAUUUAGUAUAUCGUUGCAAGCGGAGCGACGUGUGGUGCACACAACGGACCCGCAGUACCCGACAGCUACCCUUUGUGGCACCCUGCCAGCAUUGGUAGUCCAUCUCAGCGAGCAGAAGGUCUUUGCUGUGAGAUCCGUCAUCGCUAGCUCUCCUCUCUUCGCCAGAGAUACGUCUCGUAACGAUAAAGCGGAGGGUUCAGGCACCGAUGAACCGGACGGUGAAUCUGAGAGCAGCGAGAGCUCUGACACGGAACCCUCGUCGCAUUCCUCACACAAACAUGCCACACUCUUCAUGGUGCAGUUUGCCAUAGACCAAAUGUCGCUUGAGGUCCAAUCCCGUGGGCGUAGCAUCGCUGAAGUCCAAGUUUGUGGCGUCAAAGCUACAGCCACUGCCAGACCUUCGGAGUUGGCGCUGGCAUUAUCCGUGCAUUCACUGCUACUGGUGGAUGCGCUGCAGACAUACGGGCCAGACUUCGAGCUGCUAGUGGCUAGCCACAAGCAUGUUGGAAUGGACACAGCAUCGGGCAGCAUCCGCGGCUCGGAGCCUACAUCCCCCACGUCACCAUCAUCACCCGACGCCCGAGCGCCGCCGCCUCACGCGCUUGCAGGCCGCUUUGUAUUCACUCACAGGAAGAAAUCCCCCGAAGCUGAGCGCACCAGCCCCGGCCCCACCUGGCCGCCCAACAGCAGCUGGAACACCAGCUACAGCACCGCCUGGGGCUCCACCACCAACUGGAACCACUCCAACUGGCAACCCUGGAACACUACUGGCACCACCAACUGGAGUGGGAACUGGGGAGGGGCGGUGGAUUCUGAGGCUCUUAUUGCUGUUGAGUUGACGCUGGUGAAGGGAGAGAAUGGAUCAGAAGACUUGAGGAUAGCGAAUAUAUUGUUCAACAAUUUGGAUAUCAUCGCGAACCAAGAAACGAUAGUGGAACUGAUAGGCUUCACACAGCGGGUAUUCGGCAGCAGCGGGGCCAAGAAGACUGAACCGGCGGAGCCGCCCAAACCUACGCCAUCCACUGAAGAUGAAAUCAAGGAGGUCCGAACAGAGAUCACGUUCGAUUUCCACCGCCUCGGCGUGUUACUGCUGCGGGCAGCAGUACACGACGGUGCCGUGGUCGCCAAGAAGAUUGCUACAGCCACCGUCAGCGAAGCACGCAUACAGGCCACCGUCGAUGCAUCCCGCGUAGAAGUGGACGGGUCUCUCGGCGGUGUGCAAGUGGUGUCCCUCUGUGAGGGAGCAGGCUUGCAUACUCGCGUGCUGAGCGCCGGCCGGGCGCCCGCGCCCACGGCGCAGCCCGACCAGCGGGCGCUACUGUUCACCAUCACGAGGAGGGUCACUGCUGAUGGUGUCGAAGCGUCAGUAUCUCUGCACGUCGCCAGCGUAUGGGUGACUCACUCCAGUGCCUUACUGCGAGAAUUACGCUCCUGUCUCACAGAGUUCAAGCAAUACCUCGCGAACCUAGCGCGGUCCAUCCGCGCCGCGGCUCACGAUAUGGCUGUUGGUCUCGUCGCGAGAGGUGACACACUGUACGCAAACCCAAAGAUAUCUACCUCAAUGGAAGGUGUGUCGCCGCGGCGCCGCACUACUAGUUUAGGCUGCUCCAUCGACGAACCUGCCGAGGAAAUUAAUCUCACAGUAAACAUCGAACUGGAAUCCCCAGUAGUGGUGGUGCCCCGUUCAGCGUUGUCCCCACAAGUUUUCGUGGCCCACCUGGGUCGCAUGAGCCUAGCCAACCGGCCGCGCGGGCAUCGCGCCGCUUAUCGCGUGCGCGUCACUGAUAUAUCGCUCGCUUCCGUGGACGUGAGCUCAAAGCUAAAGCAGACGACACUGAGCGCCGAAAGUAUGCCAUCCAUCUACGACGCCGGCGGCGGCAAACCUGUCUUACACAACACAGCCUUACAGUUAGCCGUGCAUUAUGGGCAUCUUGAGCCAAACACUGAACCACAGUGCGAAGUAACCGGCCAAGUCGUAGGCGGUCUCCACGUGUCAGCGCGUCGUGAACAAUAUGAACAGCUGUUAGAUACGAUUAGGUAUCUCAGCGCUGCCGACGAGCCUGCACCUGCGCCAAUGCCAACACAACAGUACCAUCAGGAAUCGAUGUCAGUCCAAGAGAUGGAGCCCGCAGUGCCGACGCUGCGCCUGGACCCGGCCCUCCGCGCCGCCGUGCUCGCCGUGCCGCCCCCCCGCGCCGCGCCGCAGCCGCGCCCGCCGCGCGCGCAGCACGUGCCGCUCUCAGUGCACUUCGAGCUGUCGUCAUUCACUGUGGAGCUGCGCGCAGAUCUGGGCCGCGGCGAACAGCUGGUACAACUGGCGUUCAGAGAGUUCGCCGUGCGGCUUCGACGGCCGAGAGCUCACGAGUCUGAUCUACACGUAUCCCUCCACUCCGUAACAAUGGAAGACUUGACACAAGACCCAGAGUCCAAGCACCGUAUGCUCCUAGUGUCUCACGCACCGCACGUACCAGCUAAAGCCGUGUUCGUGUCCAAAUCGUGUCCGGACUUCGGGCGAGCGCCGCCUGUCACAGUGGCGCCAUCUGUGUCUCUGCCCAGCGGACUCAAUGUAGACAGAGAGUAUCACCGAACCAAACGUGACAGUAAAUGCGGCCCGACCCCGCCCUGUUCACCAGAACUCGGCGUCACGGAAUCAGAGACAGCGGACGCUGAGGCGGAAGCGGACGCGGAAGAUGGCGCGGGCGACGGGCUGGUCAACGUCACUGUGCGGAUGCGAGACCCGCAGCAUGCGAACUUCCACGAUCUAUAUAAUCGGGUAUCUCGGCACACUCGAGUCCGCUUCAACUGCCUAAAGCUGGUAGUCAGUAUUGACAGCUGGGUGGCAGUUUUGGACUUCUUUGGCGUGGCCGGGGAAGAGCCGGACGAAAUACCUGAACCUCAACCUAGCGCAGAAGCCAGCGUCACCCCCUCCGAACAAUCACCCGAAGAAGGCACAACGCAAACUGAAAUGUCGAUCCGCUCUCUCGGCGUGGUCCUAGUCGGGGCGCGCGGCGAAGUCUGUUCGGCCCGCGCUCUACGCGUACGCGCUAACAUGCAAGCUCACGCGUCCGCGCAUACGCGGUCGCUACGCGUAGCUGUAGGAGGACUGCAUUUGGCGGAUCUCACGCCGAGAGCGCCGCUGUGGAGGGAUAGACUGAGAACGCAUGGGGAUAAAGCACUGGAGAUACUUUAUACGAGACUCAGCGCCACAGAAGCGACCGAGGCCGGCUACGAAACGUCGCUCACCGUGGCCCUCGGGCCAGCCACGUAUGUCCACACGAAGCGCUUCAUACACGAGCUGUACGCGUUCGCACACGACUUCCGACAGCUGAGAAGGGUUAUAGUGCAAGCGAGACAGAAGGUCUCUGUAUCCGUCGGCGUGUCUCCAACAAGCCGCCAACGUCUCUCAGUCCGCUGCUUAUCUCCCGUCAUCGUCCUACCCGUAUCUGGUAGAAGUCGUGGCGCCCUUCGCGCGGAACUGACAGAACUAACUAUAGACAACUGCUUUAGGAAGGCGGGGGAUCCGGACACAGUCAGCACUAGGACAGAUCCUGACGCUGGUUACCACGAGCUGCUCGACGUGCGAACCAUCCGCCUCGAGCAGCUCAGCGUGUGGUGCGCGCGCGGCGGCGCGGGCUGCGCGUGCGGCGCUGCGGCGCGCCGCUGCUGCCCGCCCCGGCGCUUGCUGCUGCAAGUCGAGCGCAACCUGAGCGACUCGCACAACGUUCCGGACAUGACGGUGCAAGGCACCCUGGCCACCUUACAAUGCGCGCUCGACCCAGCGCAAUACAGACUCGUACGGGGAGUGUUGGCUCACAACCUCGGUGAAUGUGUGGCGGAUCUGCCUCCGCACGUGCCACUCCCAGCCACAACGGCACCACAUCACGAACAGUGCGCCCUCGACCCGGCACAAUAUCGCCUCGUGCGCGGGCUGCGCGGCGUUUUAGCGCACAACCUCGGUGAAUGUGUGGCUGAUCUGCCGCCGCACGUGCCACUCCCAGCCACAACGGCACCACAUCAUGAACAGGUGUGGACCACAUCAUCCAUCAAGUUGGACCUCCUUGACGUGACUGUAGAGCUGGAACCCGAGCAUGGCGUGUCCUCGCUCGCGUGCAUCAACUUCAUCAAGUCCCGUCUGCUGCUAGAAACCUACUCCGACCUCAGUCAGGACAUCGACCUGGUCUCUCAGGAAAUCCUCGUGAGCGAUACGCGCUACGUGAACGAGCCGGCCAACAGACGAGGGAACGUGUUCACGCAUAUCGUGCAGCCUAUGGCGGAUCAUCGGCACAGCGUGCAAGCUGAAGUGCACGCGAGAAAACGUGGUGACUCGUCGGCGUACACGAUCCUCGUGAACAACAUGCGACUGAUGGCCACUGACUGGUGGGAGGCGGCCAAUCAGUUCAUCAUGCAGCAACCCUUGCCGCCCUGCGACCCUGAUCAGCAGCAUUUGGAAGAAGCUCUGUCUGCGUCCCUGGGACAAAUAGGAGCGGCUGGAUCUUCGGGUACGGGGCCCGAGGGCCAAGUGGAGCUCAAGCUAAACGUCACCGACUCGCAACUUGUACUAGUCGAGGACGCCUCUGUGUGGGACACUAACGCUGUUAUACUCAAGAGUACAACAGUGAUCACAUACCGCGUCGCGGACGCAGUGAAACCGGUGUCCUGCGAGCUGAGCGAGCUGGAAGUGUUCUCGUGCGUGCUGGGACUCGAGGAGGAGACCGCGCUGGCCAUCGUGGACCCCGCCGCGGUCACCGUCGCGCUGCACAAGGACCGCCACCUACACCCAGUGUCCGCACUACACGAGCUGGAAGUGUUCUCGUGCGUGCUGGGACUCGAGGAGGAGACCGCGCUGGCCAUCGUGGACCCCGCCGCGGUCACCGUCGCGCUGCAUAAGGACCGCCACCUACACCCAGUGUCCGCACUACACGAGCUGGAAGUGUUCUCGUGCGUGCUGGGACUCGAGGAGGAGACCGCGCUGGCCAUCGUGGACCCCGCCGCGGUCACCGUCGCGCUGCACAAGGACCGCCACCUACACCCAGUGUCCGCACUACACGAGCUGGAAGUGUUCUCGUGCGUGCUGGGACUCGAGGAGGAGACCGCGCUGGCCAUCGUGGACCCCGCCGCGGUCACCGUCGCGCUGCACAAGGACCGCCACCUACACCCAGUGUCCGCACUACACGAGCUGGAAGUGUUCUCGUGCGUGCUGGGACUCGAGGAGGAGACCGCGCUGGCCAUCGUGGACCCCGCCGCGGUCACCGUCGCGCUGCAUAAGGACCGCCACCUACACAUAUCAACGGGCACGUUGAACCUGCGGUUGUCGUAUCACGACAUGCGCAUGUUCGCGUCGAUGAUACAGUCGCUGCCGGCUCAAGUCCGCGCUGCUUUAUCAGGAAAAACGGAAGAAGAGACGGUAGAGGCGGAUGCCCCGGCGAACAGUCUCCACAUGAGAGCCGGAGCGCGCCUGCUGCCGCCGCGCUGGCUGCCGCUGCGCGCGCCGCCGCCGCAGCCGUCCGCGGUGUGGCCGCUCCGGGCCGUGCAGGUGACCGCCGAGUGCGUGACGCUGUGCGUGAUUGACGAUUGUCUGGACUCAGACGUGCCGCUACUGGAGAUCUCUCUAGCUGACCUCAAUGUGGAGCAGGACCUGCGCAAGAUAGAGGAAUCCUUUUCGGACCCCGUGCUGGUAUCCACUCCUUGCGCGAGCUCGGGGUCCACGGGCGCCAACGGCGCGGGCGCCGGGCGCCUGGGCGGCGCGCUCAGCGUGCACUACUAUAACCGCAUGCUGUCUGGUUGGGAACCCGCCAUCGAGCCAUGGAGAUUCGAAACAUCAUGGGAGUACACGCUCACAAGCGGUCUCGCACUCGGCCGGCUGGCGGUGUCCGUCAAGUCGACCGAAGUGCUCAACACGAACAUCACAUCCUCACUGGUGGAGCUGACGCAACUCGUGCGCGCCAACUGGACCGCUGAUUACUACACGCAGCCGGUGUCUUUAGACGCCUCUCCAAAAGGCAGCCCAGCGGGUCACCGGCGGCGCUCACCGUUCGUGCCUUACGCUCUACGGAACCACACGGGACACAAGCUAUGGUUUACUACUCUACUGACUACCUGUGACGUGUUGACGGAGACAACCGGGUGGAGCGGCCCUGACGACUCCUGGGUGGCCGUGCGCGGUGGUGACACGGAGCCGUUCUCGUUCGGUGCUCGACGAGGGCGCGGCGCGCGGGCCGGGCCCGCCGUGUUGCACCAACUGGCGCUGAGGCUGGACGGCUGGGGCCCGCCGGACCCUGUGUGCGUGGAUCGAGUUGGUGUGUUCUUCAGGACUCUCACUCACGCGAAAACUGGUGCCGAAGCGCGCCUUGUGUUGGAAGUGUCUCUAGAAGGCUCAGCGCGUAAGCUGGUGACUGUUCGCUCGGCGCUCACGCUGCUCAACCGGCUGACUGUACCGGUUGACGUGCGGCUGGAACCCGCUCCAGGACAAUGGUCAGGUGGCAGCGGGCGCUGGACCACAGUGUCCGCCGGCGGCCUCUGGGCGGCCCCCCUCUCCCCUCUACCAGGGGGCGUGGCCGUACGACCCACUUUACGAGGAGCUUACCCUCCCGCGCCCGCUCACGUGGACUGGAGAGUGCAUGAGCGCUCGCUACUGCACAUGGAGUGUCGCGCUCCACCGUUGGAUGUUUACAGAUUCUGCUGCGUGGUAGUCCGCGAGCGCUUUCCGCCAACACGCGACCCGAACGCCGCCGGACACACCCUAACCCUAGUACCUGGUCUCCGCCUGGAGAACCUGCUUCCAGUCGAGCUGCAGUUCAGGUGUUCAGGGACGGACGUGCAGAACGUCAGUGGGGCGCUGCCACCAGCCGUCACCAGACCCUUCCACGAGGUGAACGUGGAAUUCUUCCAAGUAGAACUGAGUGUGAAGAUAGAAGGCUUCGGCUGGUCGUCAACGCUAUCGGUGGGAGGGGCGGGCGGCAAUUCCUUUACUGCGCGUCUCAAGCUUAAAGACUCCUGGGGCAGGCGGCUAUACCUCAACGCGAGAGUCGCUGUUAAACCUACCGAUGGAAUCAAGAUUUCGAUCAGCGCAGCAUACUGGCUUGUGAACCGGACUGGACUUCCUUUAGUCUUCCGUGCAGAGGGCGCUACAGCGCCAGCGGCGGGGCAGGGAGACGAACACGAGAUAGCAAGAAUGGUGGCGCCACUGCUGUUCGCGUUCGCCGAGGCUGACGGGGGACCCACGGUCACCGCUCGGCUGGGAACUAGUGUGGCGCUCAACCAGGAGUGGUGCUCCCCAUUCGGCCUAGGCCCCGGAACAGCUGUAAAGAAGCUCACAGCCGGCGACAAAGUGUACGCCGUCGGCGUCUCCGUGCGCGCCGGCCGCGGCCGCUACAGACACACCAACAUAGCAACGCUGACGCCGCGGUACCAGCUGCACAACAACACGCCCUACCACCUGCAGUUCGCGCAGAAGUGCACCGCCACCACACUGAAUGAUCCAGGCGCUCGAGCUACUCACGUGGCCGCCGUGGCCGGGUGCUACCUGCCGUGGCACUGGGCGCGCUGGGAGCGCGCGCAGCUGCUGUGCGUGCGCGUGCUGGGCCCGGGCGGCGCGCCGCGCACCGCCUGGUCGGGCGGCCUGCGCGUCGACUCCACGCGCGCCGUGCACAUCGCCUGCAGGUACAGUGUGCACUACUCACGUGGCCGCCGUGGCCGGGUGCUACCUGCCGUGGCACUGGGCGCGCUGGGAGCGCGCGCAGCUGCUGUGCGUGCGCGUGCUGGGCCCGGGCGGCGCGCCGCGCACCGCCUGGUCGGGCGGCCUGCGCGUCGACUCCACGCGCGCCGUGCACAUCGCCUGCAGGUACAGUGUGCACUACUCACGUGGCCGCCGUGGCCGGGUGCUACCUGCCGUGGCACUGGGCGCGCUGGGAGCGCGCGCAGCUGCUGUGCGUGCGCGUGCUGGGCCCGGGCGGCGCGCCGCGCACCGCCUGGUCGGGCGGCCUGCGCGUCGACUCCACGCGCGCCGUGCACAUCGCCUGCAGGUACAGUGUGCACUACUCACGUGGCCGCCGUGGCCGGGUGCUACCUGCCGUGGCACUGGGCGCGCUGGGAGCGCGCGCAGCUGCUGUGCGUGCGCGUGCUGGGCCCGGGCGGCGCGCCGCGCACCGCCUGGUCGGGCGGCCUGCGCGUCGACUCCACGCGCGCCGUGCACAUCGCCUGCAGGUACAGUGUGCACUACUCACGUGGCCGCCGUGGCCGGGUGCUACCUGCCGUGGCACUGGGCGCGCUGGGAGCGCGCGCAGCUGCUGUGCGUGCGCGUGCUGGGCCCGGGCGGCGCGCCGCGCACCGCCUGGUCGGGCGGCCUGCGCGUCGACUCCACGCGCGCCGUGCACAUCGCCUGCAGGUACAGUGUGCACUACUCACGUGGCCGCCGUGGCCGGGUGCUACCUGCCGUGGCACUGGGCGCGCUGGGAGCGCGCGCAGCUGCUGUGCGUGCGCGUGCUGGGCCCGGGCGGCGCGCCGCGCACCGCCUGGUCGGGCGGCCUGCGCGUCGACUCCACGCGCGCCGUGCACAUCGCCUGCAGGUACAGUGUGCACUACUCACGUGGCCGCCGUGGCCGGGUGCUACCUGCCGUGGCACUGGGCGCGCUGGGAGCGCGCGCAGCUGCUGUGCGUGCGCGUGCUGGGCCCGGGCGGCGCGCCGCGCACCGCCUGGUCGGGCGGCCUGCGCGUCGACUCCACGCGCGCCGUGCACAUCGCCUGCAGGUACAGUGUGCACUACUCACGUGGCCGCCGUGGCCGGGUGCUACCUGCCGUGGCACUGGGCGCGCUGGGAGCGCGCGCAGCUGCUGUGCGUGCGCGUGCUGGGCCCGGGCGGCGCGCCGCGCACCGCCUGGUCGGGCGGCCUGCGCGUCGACUCCACGCGCGCCGUGCACAUCGCCUGCAGGUACAGUGUGCACUACUCACGUGGCCGCCGUGGCCGGGUGCUACCUGCCGUGGCACUGGGCGCGCUGGGAGCGCGCGCAGCUGCUGUGCGUGCGCGUGCUGGGCCCGGGCGGCGCGCCGCGCACCGCCUGGUCGGGCGGCCUGCGCGUCGACUCCACGCGCGCCGUGCACAUCGCCUGCAGGUACAGUGUGCACUACUCACGUGGCCGCCGUGGCCGGGUGCUACCUGCCGUGGCACUGGGCGCGCUGGGAGCGCGCGCAGCUGCUGUGCGUGCGCGUGCUGGGCCCGGGCGGCGCGCCGCGCACCGCCUGGUCGGGCGGCCUGCGCGUCGACUCCACGCGCGCCGUGCACAUCGCCUGCAGGUACAGUGUGCACUACUCACGUGGCCGCCGUGGCCGGGUGCUACCUGCCGUGACUGGGCGCGCUGGGAGCGCGCGCAGCUGCUGUGCGUGCGCGUGCUGGGCCCGGGCGGCGCGCCGCGCACCGCCUGGUCGGGCGGCCUGCGCGUCGACUCCACGCGCGCCGUGCACAUCGCCUGCAGGUACAGUGUGCACUACUCACGUGGCCGCCGUGGCCGGGUGCUACCUGCCGUGGCACUGGGCGCGCUGGGAGCGCGCGCAGCUGCUGUGCGUGCGCGUGCUGGGCCCGGGCGGCGCGCCGCGCACCGCCUGGUCGGGCGGCCUGCGCGUCGACUCCACGCGCGCCGUGCACAUCGCCUGCAGAGAGAACACUGGAGAAGGUGGCUACGUGUUCCUACGUGUAGAAGUAGUGUCGCAAGGCGCGACGCUGUUCGUAGUGCUGACGCACGCGGACAGCGCGCCGCCGCCGCUGCGGGUCGACAACCACUCGCCCGUCGCCAUCAUGUUCCACCAGGUGGGCUGCGGCGAAGAGUGCGUGGUAGGCGCUCACGGCUCCGUACAGUGGGCGUUACCGGAGCCCGAGGGGCAGUCCGCCCUCGCGCUCCGCGCGCCCGGCGGCCCGCGCGCGACCUUACCUCUAGACGCACUCGGCUCUAACGUGGUACUAGCGUAUCAGAACUUCAUCUACGUGGCGUUUGACAAGAGUGGCUCGUCAAAUGAUGAUUCUAUUCUGGUCUUGGAAGUGCCUUUGAACUCUACGCGGGUGAUUCUUGCAAGGAAACGAUAUGGGGACAGAGGCCAACUUUGGCGUCGCGGUCCCAACGACCAGCUGAUCCACGAAGGUAGCUCGCCGCCGCAACCGACUGAUGCGUUGCUUACAGACGAACCUACUUUAUCACCACACGCAAUGGUGCUGGACAUAGAGGGCCCCGCGCCGCGUCCCGGUCGCGCUGCGCCUUUAGUGCUGCGCCGGGCGGACCCGCGCCGCGCCUCGACUCAAGCGUGGCGUCUGGUCGGCGGCCGCAUGGCGUGCGCACACGCUAACCUGUGCGUGCAGCCUGACGGCGGACUCAUGGCACUCACACCAGGCAGCCGUGUGGUGCUGGGUCUGCCCGAGUCCUCCCGCGCGCGCGCCGCUGCCCCGGAGCAGGCGGUGGCGUGGCACACGCUGCGGCCGGGCUCGGGCCGGCUGUCCGUGGCGCUCUCGUGCGCCGGGCCCACGCGCAUCGUCAGCAUCAAGGACCCGCAGGACCCGGAAUCCGGUUGGAUCGAAGGCGUCGAAACAGACUCUGAAGCGGACGAACCGCCUCGCCGCGAGUGGGAAGUGCAAGUGUCGCUGGCCGGCCUCUCGGUGUCGCUCAUAGCGCGGUCCCCGGCGCAAGAGCUCGUGCACGCUUUACUGAGCGGCGUACAGCUGCGCGUGGCCGCCGCGCGCGGCGCCGUGCUCGCGCUGUCCGUGCAGGACAUGCAGUGGGACAACCAGGUACUGUGUGCUAGUGUUGCUAGUGUGAGUCUACCGGUGGCACUGAUCGCAUGGUCCCCGGCGCAAGAGCUCGUGCACGCUUUACUGAGCGGCGUGCAGCUGCGCGUGGCCGCCGCGCGCGGCGCCGUGCUCGCGCUGUCCGUGCAGGACAUGCAGUGGGACAACCAGGUACUGUGUGCUAGUGUCGCUAGUGUGAGUCUACCGGUGGCACUGAUCGCAUGGUCCCCGGCGCAAGAGCUCGUGCACGCUUUGCUGAGCGGCGUGCAGCUGCGCGUGGCCGCCGCGCGCGGCGCCGUGCUCGCGCUGUCCGUGCAGGACAUGCAGUGGGACAACCAGGUACUGUGUGCUAGUGUCGCUAGUGUGAGUCUACCGGUGGCACUGAUCGCAUGGUCCCCGGCGCAAGAGCUCGUGCACGCUUUGCUGAGCGGCGUGCAGCUGCGCGUGGCCGCCGCGCGCGGCGCCGUGCUCGCGCUGUCCGUGCAGGACAUGCAGUGGGACAACCAGGUACUGUGUGCUAGUGUCGCUAGUGUGAGUCUACCGGUGGCACUGAUCGCAUGGUCCCCGGCGCAAGAGCUCGUGCACGCUUUGCUGAGCGGCGUGCAGCUGCGCGUGGCCGCCGCGCGCGGCGCCGUGCUCGCGCUGUCCGUGCAGGACAUGCAGUGGGACAACCAGGUACUGUGUGCUAGUGUCGCUAGUGUGAGUCUACCGGUGGCACUGAUCGCAUGGUCCCCGGCGCAAGAGCUCGUGCACGCUCUGCUGAGCGGCGUACAGCUGCGCGUGGCCGCCGCGCGCGGCGCCGUGCUCGCGCUGUCCGUGCAGGACAUGCAGUGGGACAACCAGGUACUGUGUGCUAGUGUCGCUAGUGUGAGUCUACCGGUGGCACUGAUCGCAUGGUCCCCGGCGCAAGAGCUCGUGCACGCUUUGCUGAGCGGCGUGCAGCUGCGCGUGGCCGCCGCGCGCGGCGCCGUGCUCGCGCUGUCCGUGCAGGACAUGCAGUGGGACAACCAGGUACUGUGUGCUAGUGUCGCUAGUGUGAGUCUACCGGUGGCACUGAUCGCAUGGUCCCCGGCGCAAGAGCUCGUGCACGCUCUGCUGAGCGGCGUGCAGCUGCGCGUGGCCGCCGCGCGCGGCGCCGUGCUCGCGCUGUCCGUGCAGGACAUGCAGUGGGACAACCAGGUACUGUGUGCUAGUGUCGCUAGUGUGAGUCUACCGGUGGCACUGAUCGCAUGGUCCCCGGCGCAAGAGCUCGUGCACGCUCUGCUGAGCGGCGUGCAGCUGCGCGUGGCCGCCGCGCGCGGCGCCGUGCUCGCGCUGUCCGUGCAGGACAUGCAGUGGGACAACCAGGUACUGUGUGCUAGUGUCGCUAGUGUGAGUCUACCGGUGGCACUGAUCGCAUGGUCCCCGGCGCAAGAGCUCGUGCACGCUCUGCUGAGCGGCGUGCAGCUGCGCGUGGCCGCCGCGCGCGGCGCCGUGCUCGCGCUGUCCGUGCAGGACAUGCAGUGGGACAACCAGCUGCGCGUGGCCGCCGCGCGCGGCGCCGUGCUCGCGCUGUCCGUGCAGGACAUGCAGUGGGACAACCAGGUACUGUGUGCUAGUGUCGCUAGUGUGAGUCUACCGGUGGCACUGAUCGCAUGGUCCCCGGCGCAAGAGCUCGUGCACGCUUUGCUGAGCGGCGUGCAGCUGCGCGUGGCCGCCGCGCGCGGCGCCGUGCUCGCGCUGUCCGUGCAGGACAUGCAGUGGGACAACCAGGUACUGUGUGCUAGUGUCGCUAGUGUGAGUCUACCGGUGGCACUGAUCGCAUGGUCCCCGGCGCAAGAGCUCGUGCACGCUUUACUGAGCGGCGUGCAGCUGCGCGUGGCCGCCGCGCGCGGCGCCGUGCUCGCGCUGUCCGUGCAGGACAUGCAGUGGGACAACCAGGUACUGUGUGCUAGUGUCGCUAGUGUGAGUCUACCGGUGGCACUGAUCGCAUGGUCCCCGGCGCAAGAGCUCGUGCACGCUUUACUGAGCGGCGUGCAGCUGCGCGUGGCCGCCGCGCGCGGCGCCGUGCUCGCGCUGUCCGUGCAGGACAUGCAGUGGGACAACCAGGUACUGUGUGCUAGUGUCGCUAGUGUGAGUCUACCGGUGGCACUGAUCGCAUGGUCCCCGGCGCAAGAGCUCGUGCACGCUUUACUGAGCGGCGUGCAGCUGCGCGUGGCCGCCGCGCGCGGCGCCGUGCUCGCGCUGUCCGUGCAGGACAUGCAGUGGGACAACCAGGUACUGUGUGCUAGUGUCGCUAGUGUGAGUCUACCGGUGGCACUGAUCGCAUGGUCUCCGGCGCAAGAGCUCGUGCACGCUUUACUGAGCGGCGUGCAGCUGCGCGUGGCCGCCGCGCGCGGCGCCGUGCUCGCGCUGUCCGUGCAGGACAUGCAGUGGGACAACCAGGUACUGUGUGCUAGUGUCGCUAGUGUGAGUCUACCGGUGGCACUGAUCGCAUGGUCCCCGGCGCAAGAGCUCGUGCACGCUUUACUGAGCGGCGUGCAGCUGCGCGUGGCCGCCGCGCGCGGCGCCGUGCUCGCGCUGUCCGUGCAGGACAUGCAGUGGGACAACCAGGUACUGUGUGCUAGUGUCGCUAGUGUGAGUCUACCGGUGGCACUGAUCGCAUGGUCCCCGGCGCAAGAGCUCGUGCACGCUUUACUGAGCGGCGUGCAGCUGCGCGUGGCCGCCGCGCGCGGCGCCGUGCUCGCGCUGUCCGUGCAGGACAUGCAGUGGGACAACCAGGUACUGUGUGCUAGUGUCGCUAGUGUGAGUCUACCGGUGGCACUGAUCGCAUGGUCCCCGGCGCAAGAGCUCGUGCACGCUUUACUGAGCGGCGUGCAGCUGCGCGUGGCCGCCGCGCGCGGCGCCGUGCUCGCGCUGUCCGUGCAGGACAUACAGUGGGACAACCAGUUGCUGGGCACGCCAAGCCCGGUGCUCCUGUACUGCCUGCCGGGCACGGCCGGCACGCCGAGCACGGCGGGCUCGGCCGGCGCGCCGGCGCUGCACGCGGCGGCCGAGCUCAUGCGCGCGCCGGCGCGCCGGUACAACGCCGAGCGCGUUGACGGCGGGAGGAGAGCGACUGAAUUCAUGCGGGCCCCGGCGCGCCGGUACAACGCGCUGUUCUUCAAACACCUGGUGGUCGCGUUGAGGCCGCUCGCGAUCAGACUGGAGGAGAGACUGAUCCUGAAACUAUGGUGGUGGGCAGCGCCACCUGACGACGAGGCUCGGGAAGAAGUCGACGAGGCUGACUACGAGACUCGCCGCAUGCUCGACGAAGUCACCGCUCUGCACGCUAGGCGGUACUACUUCGCGCUCAUCAAGAUCAUACCGAGCCAGAUCCGCCUCUCCAUGACGACGGCGAGCAAGUUGGAGCGCGAGCACGGCGCGCUGAAGCGGCGGCUCGGGCUCACGAUGAUCAAGUUCGAGGACGCGUGCGUCGAACUCGAGCCGUUCGCGCGCGCGCAUGUCUUCGAGCCCGCGCCCUACCUCGCUAGGCAGAUGCUCAAACACUUCAAAGAUGAACUAAAAUGGCAAGCAGCGAAGAUCCUGGGCUCCGUGGACUUCCUGGGCAACCCGCUGGGCUUCGUGGCCGACGUGUCGGAGGGCGUCUCCGGGCUCAUCUACGAGGGCAACGUCGGAGCCCUGCUCAAGAACGUGACACACGGCAUUUCUAACUCCGCUGCCAAAGUCACUGAAUCAUUGGGUGACGGGCUAGAGCGGGUGGUGGGCGACGAGGCUCACGAGGAGACGCGGCGCCGCAUCAGGAGCUCUGCGGGCGGCGCGCACCUGUCCGCCGGCCUGCGCGGCCUCGGGCUCGGGAUACUCGGCGGCAUGACAUCUCUAGUGAAGCACAGCUACGAAGGCGCGGCCGCUGAAGGCCUGCCGGGGCUACUUGCCGGCGUGGGCAAGGGGCUAGUCGGCACCGUCACCAAACCGGUCAUUGGGGUGUUGGACCUCGCGGCAGAAACCGCAUCCGCGCUGAGGGAUUCAGCGCGCCGCGCCGAUAAGUGGGUUCCGGGACGCGCGCGCGAGCCGCGCUGCGCGGCGGGCCCGGGCGGGCUGCUGCCGCGGUACGACGCCGCGCAGGCCGCCGGCGCCGCGCUGCUGCACCGCCUCACCGCCGACCCCGCCGAGGGCUUCCUCGCCUACCGCGUGGUGCGCGACACGCCGCACGACAUCCGGGCGCUGCUCUCCACCACGCAUCUCAGGAUAUUCACCUGCAAGCACGCGCAGCCUCAGAUCGUCAUGGAGACGCACCUCAGCAACCUCGUAUCCUGUGCUGCGGUGACCAUCAGCGGCGCGCACUUCGUGGAGCUGGGCGUGCGCGGGGGCGGCGGGGGCGGCGGGGGUGGGGGCGGGGGGGAGGCGCUGCGGCGGCCGCGCGUGCAGUGCGACUCGGCCGCGCUGGCCACGUGGCUCGCGCGCCACGCCGCCUACGCCAGGCGCCUGCACACAGAGGCUAAACACACGCUGCCACCCGAUCAACCCUAAACUAUUUACUUAGAACCAAAGGACUUCAGAGCUACCCAUGAGUCAUCAGAUACAUGAAGAUGGUCGAGAAG
Molecule: messenger RNA, 17750 nt
Organism: Leguminivora glycinivorella
Lineage: Eukaryota; Metazoa; Arthropoda; Insecta; Lepidoptera; Tortricidae
Gene: Vps13D
Product: vacuolar protein sorting-associated protein 13D
Biological process (GO): mitochondrion organization; protein retention in Golgi apparatus; protein targeting to vacuole
Cellular component (GO): extrinsic component of membrane
Source: RefSeq, a predicted model, not a curated record